AUUAAUAAUAUGUUUCAGUUGCUUCGCGUAAUUCGUGUCGCGCUAGCUAACACUACAAUGGUCUAGUACUAGUAUCCGAGGUUUGCUUUGCCAGUGGACAUAUUUCUUCGCUUCUUCUCUAGAUAUGCUGAUGGUGUUGUGCUUGUGGUCACAAAGUAGCUAGGUGAAUACAGCUGUUGUCGUAGCUGAAAGCCAAAUUCUUGUCGAGCUACAAGGCUGCAUAUACUCGGCAGAAGCUCACCUAGACGGAUCGAAGACUCUCACUACCACAGACGGUUGAUCAGGUUUGCGGAUUGGGGUACAACUGCUGCCGCCAAAGGCCUGAUAUUUGGAAGAUGAAGAAGAGAACCGUUCAAAGUUCCUGGGAAGAACAGGUGGAAGAAGACAAUGUUCACCUGCCCUACAGUCUUCGGGGGCGUCCUGUUGGUCUACGUCAGUUCUCAGAAAGCCACACCGAGACGGAUUGUCAUCAGCCUGGGCCCGUUUCAGAUAGCAAUGAUCAGGGUGAUGUAGUACGCUCCACGGUCGUGUCCGAUCUGGAAGAUGAGAACACAGCAGAUAUGCAUCACGAGUUAGUGUGCCAAAGCUCGGGCAAUCUCCACAGUCUCUUGUACGAUGUGUGGAUCUCAUCACUUCUACCUCUCCUUGAUGUCAGGUCAAUGUUUCGCCUUUGCGGCGUGUCGCGGAACCUACGAGAACGGUUGAUGACGGAGCAGACAUUCAAGCUUCUCUGUGUGCGUCGCUAUGGCAUCAGCCCAUUGUUGGAUUUAUCGUACAUCGAUAUCAGCAAAACAUUGUUUGCGGUCACAACAACCAUGAGAUUAGAUAUCUCCACGUGCAGCCGAAUCUACCACCUUCUACCUCCAAGGAAAUAUAAUCACAUGCCGCGUCCAAAAAAAGUCCUGGACCUGGCUCUUCCAUUGCUCUCUGCCAAAAUGGAAUCGUUGAAAAAGCAAGGGGAGGACUACGCCAGAAUUAUCUGUAAUCACGACUCUCUGGACUGCUCUAUUCUAAAUAUUGUAGUGGAAGGCCUGCCAAAACUGGAGAAGAUUGACAUAGAGCAAGAGUACCCCCCGCCCCGUUCUGAUGUGACAGGUAAUGCACGGAUCUGCUACGAUUGGUGUCAUCUCAGCAACCUGAAAAACUUAUCAGUUCAGCGCUGUGGUUCCGUGGAAGCCUAUCAGACGGAGGUAAUCGAAAAGAUGAUGAGUUUCACUUGGCGGGUCCUUCCAAUGCUUCGAUACCACUAUCGCGAACAAAGAUUAGUGGAAGUAGCCAACGUAUUGUCCGCGACUGUUGGAAAAUUCCCCGAAGCACUGGGAUGCCUGGGCGUGGCGUUUCCAGGAAGUAAUGACCCUGUUGAUGUUCGCAUGGCAUGUAAAGUGAGUCAGUGGCAUUCCGCCUUGCAGCUUUACAUUGUUAAUCAGCUAGAUAUGUCUCUUGAGGACUACUUCGAGGUUUGCCUGGAGUACCGCAAAGUCAGUGAUGCCCAGGUGUUCACAACGGAAAAGGGUUGGAGGUAUUUUUACUCAGGUUUGGGCGAGCAUCUGAGAACCGUGUUGAGUCCUGACCACAGCGAGAACAGAGCCAGCCAAAAGGAUCUAUUGGAUUAUUUUGCAGAGUAUGCCGAGCUAGUUGACUGGGAUUUGGUCAUUAAUAUCACUGAUCACUUGUGUUGCUAUGAUGUACAUCUGCCCCUCGAAACAUUUAACGCAUUAUUUCUGUAAAGUUAUAUUUCUCUCCGGUCGAGCGGAGCGAGUAAGCCAAGAAAUGAUUUCUCACGCAACAAAAUUAUUUCUUUUGCGAAUAUGGAAUCUGAUGUUUUCUCUUUUUGUUGCUGUUCUUUUUGCUCGACUUCUUCAGUCAGUUGUUUGUGUCUCAACAGUGUCCCCACCCUCCCACCCUUCAUAUCUGCCCAUCUUCUUCCCUUCCUUUCUUGGCUGUAGAUAUGUUGUGCCUGUUUUUAUGCUGCCAUGUUGCCACUUGGGGUUAUACACCCGGUUUUUUCCUUCAUUCGUGCGUCCGUCGGCGCGAGGGUUUUUUCCCGGCUGGGUCGGUCCAGAAAAAUUAAUCUGACGGUCCCAAGUGGUCGUUGUCCUGGCCUAUUAUUUUAUGUUAUGUUUUCUUCUGCAUUCCGGUUCACAUCUGGCUGCGGCCUACUACCCUCA
Messenger RNA from Sycon ciliatum, 2168 nucleotides. RefSeq lists its product as uncharacterized. The transcript is spliced from 4 exons. Lineage: Eukaryota; Metazoa; Porifera; Calcarea; Leucosolenida; Sycettidae. The record is from RefSeq and is a predicted model, not a curated record. Bases 336 to 1727 code for a protein of 463 amino acids.